AUGUCCAGGGUAGACCUCUGGGCCCCACGGCUUCUCUUCUUGUGUCAGCUCUUGUGGCUGCUGGUCCAUGGAGCUCCAGUUCAGUUUCAGAAGCUGGCCCUGGACCCUGUCUUGCUGACCUCCAGUGCACCUGAGGAAAAAGGACCAUCUCGAAACCUUCAGGAGAUCCCAGCUGAGGAACCAGAAGCCUCUGAGGUAGGAGAACCAUAUCCUAUUGAAGAAGAGGCCUCAAGUCAGUCUGCAGUAUCCCCUAAGUUAUUAAAAUCUCUGUUCGUGAAUGGACUUGAAGAGGAGCAUCCAACUACCCCUGAACAUAUCGAAUCUUCAGUCCAGCAGAAGAGCUCGGAUCUGCUGCAACUGCCUCUUGCCAAUGAAGAAACUUCAUUCCAGGAGAAGAGUCCAGCUCAGCAUUCGAAAACCUCUAUUUAUCUUAAGGUGACAGCCUCUCCUCCAGUUUCAGGUAAAGCUCCAUAUCCAGUGUUGCCAUAUGUGAUGAAACGUCAGUUCCCUAAGAACAUUAAAAUAUUGGCAACUGCGAAGGAGGUCACAGCUUAUUUUGCAAAGUUUACUGAGUUGGUUGAACUUCCAAGACGGGAGGGGGCCCCUCCAGAGCCUUCUGAAACAACAGAAUCAUCUUCAUCCCAGCCUGUUUUGGAGGCUGAUGCUGCAGCCCCGCAGCAGCCCGCCGCUCCUCCAGAACAUGCCGAGGAAGCACUUCCACAACCAGAGCCCGUUCAGCCUCAGCAGCCCAUCUGGUCUGAGGUAACAGGUCGACCUUCGGACCUGGAGCUGACCUUAAAGCCUGACGCCACUUUGGAAAAUGAACAUCCAACUGCCCCGCAGCAGCCGGCCGCUCCUCCAGAACAUGCGGAGGGAGCACGUCCGCGUCCAGAGCCUGUUCGCCCUCAGCAGCCCACCUGGUCUGAGACGACAGGUCGGCCCUCGGACCUGGUUCUCACCAUUAAGCCUGACGCUACUGGGGAAAAUGAACAUCCAGCUGCCCCGCAGCAGCCAGCCGCUCCUCCAGAACACGCGGAGGAAGAACGUCCGCAUCCAGAGCCUGUUCGGCCUCAACGGCCAACCUGGUCUGAGACGACAGGUCAAAUUUUGAACAUGGAGCUCACCAUAAAGCCUGAAGGUACUGCAGAAAAUGAACAUCCAUCUGUCCUACAGCAGACCACUGCUCCUCCAGAACACCCUUCCAUCACAUUUCCACAUCCAGAAACUGUUCACCCUGAGUUGCCAACCUGGGCUGAGAUGACAAGUCAAACUUUGGACCAGCAAUUCUUCAGACUUCAUCAACCAGUGUCAGCUGAGACAGGCCCUCCAACGACGGGACAGAAUGUCAUCACGAACAUAUGUGAACUCUGUACCUGCAAAAAUGAGACGCUGUCCUGUACUGGGUUUGACGCAAAGCAGAAGCUGGACAGAGUGCCUGUGCCACAGCCCAACACGUACAACAGCAACUUCACCGUCUUGGAUUUGAAAGGCAACUCCAUUUCUAAUUUCGAUAAAGAUAUAUGGAAGUCAUACCAUGGGCUUGAGAAACUAAUCCUCAGCGGCAAUGAUUUAAGAGAAUUGCGUAAGGAUUCAUUUGAAGGCCUGCUAUUCCUCAAAUAUUUAGAUUUAUCUGACAACAACAUAAAGUAUAUUGAGGAGAAUACAUUUGAAACACUGCCUUUUUUGGAAUAUCUAAAUCUCGGUGGCAAUUUACUCACAGAACUGAACAUUGGAACGUUUCGGGCCUGGCAUGGAAUGCAGUUUCUACACACAAUAAUUCUCCAUCAUAAUCCUCUGACAACCAUUGAAGACACAUAUCUUUUUAAGUUGCCGGAGUUAAAACAUUUGGACUUGGGAGGAACACAAGUGUCACUUGCAACGGUUGAGAACAUCCUCACGAUGACCACUGAAAUGAAAAAACUGACCCUACCUCACGAUUUGGCCUGCUGCCUCUGCCAGUUCAAAAGUAAUAUCGAGGCUGUGAGCCUGACAGUCAAAUUGCAUUGUGCUGCUCAAUGUCUGAAAAACACACGUUGUGAUGAAGAACUCUACUUAAACAGUGCAGAAGACUCUUUCCUAAAUGUAAUUCAAGGCCGGGAGAGCACUAGCGUGCAGCUGACGAUUGAGCCGGAGAGGGCACCCUCUGACAAAAACGACGAGAAGUUGUCAGCUUUACUGAGUGAGCUGCUGGACUUUAACGAUAAAAGUGCUGUUAUCAGUGCACUGAAUUACAGAUUUCCUUAUUUCUCAGAUAUAAAUCUAGACGAUAUAGAAUCAAUCUCUCAUUUAUUACCUCUCAUUAAAUUCCCUUUUUCAAAUGUACAAGAGGGAGAUCUCCUAAUGAAAGUUUUGAGUGAACAAGAAGAAGCAAAGGUUUCCAAGACCGAGUGGGAUGCCAAUCAAUACAAAAAUGAGGAAACGGAAGCCCACGAGGAAGAGGAAGAGGAAGAGCAGGAGCUACUUCAGCGAGCCAACGAAAUGCCGGUGACAGGAUAUGUGCAUCACAACAAACUGCUUGUGGCAACACCUGUGAUUGUCGUAGCAACGGUUUUUAUUAUACUUCACUGUCUCAUUUCGAUCUGUGGUAAAAAGAAGGCCGAUGAAGAAAAUGCAAGGGGCUUUUUCUCAAGUCUCCUGAAAAAAAGGUCACGGGACAGCCAGAUGGAGGCUGGCGGCUUCUGGAGCAGGCUGAAGGGUCUGUUUGGUGCUUCCAAAGCUGUACCUGAGAUAAUCGAGUCCCAGAAUCUUCAGGACAAGGAUUCCUCUGAUGAGAGCGAAACUAUGGACCUAAUGGAGAAGGGAGAAGCCUCCUCCCUCACAGCCAGAACUGCUUCUGUUGCUGAAACUUCCUUCUUUCUUCAGCAACCUAUGCUGCGCUUCCCUGAGGGAAGGAUUAGGUUCUCCAGGGCUCUGUCCGUCCUGGUAACAGGGAUCCCGCAGCGCAGUCCGGGUCCUUCUCCUGCUGAAGGGGAGAGGCCGCUCCCUGAAGGCCCCGGGAGUGCAGCUGCAGGAGAGCAAGUGUGA
Molecule: messenger RNA, 3024 nt
Organism: Pteronotus mesoamericanus
Lineage: Eukaryota; Metazoa; Chordata; Mammalia; Chiroptera; Mormoopidae
Product: leucine-rich repeat-containing protein 37B-like
Exons: 16
Coding region: 1-3024 (1007 amino acids)
Molecular function (GO): protein binding
Source: RefSeq, a predicted model, not a curated record